Triticum turgidum subsp. durum (durum wheat) is the source of this 1056-nucleotide messenger RNA. The record is from the annotation of a GenBank genome assembly. NCBI's taxonomy places the organism in Eukaryota, Viridiplantae, Streptophyta, Magnoliopsida, Poales, Poaceae.
AUGGUUGGCAUGCUCAUAGGACUUGGGCAGCUCUCCACUCCCUAUGCCUUGGAAAACGGCGGUUGGGCCUCCAUUUUCCUCCUGGUCGGCCUCGGCAUCAUGUGCGCCUAUACCGCGCACAUCAUCGGCAGGUGCCUAGACGAGGAGCCCAGCUCCAAGACCGACAACAUCCCGCUCGUGUUCGCCGGUGUCCGCCUCCACCUACCAUGGCUGCGCCUCAGCACCACGCAGCUGCUCACCGUCAUGGCCGUGCUGGUGGCUCUUCCCAGCCUUUGGCUGAGGAACCUAUCGUCCAUCUCCUUCCUCUCCUUCGUCGGCAUCCUCAUGUCGAUGGUCAUCUUAGUCACCAUCCUCUGCACCGCAGCCUUCAGCAAUGUCGGCCUGGGCAAGCACAUCCCAGUCCUCAGGCUUGACAAGAUCCCGACGGUGUCCGGCCUGUACAUGUUCAGCUACGCCGGCCACAUCGUCUUCCCCAACAUCUACACAGCCAUGAAGGACCGCUCCAGCUUCACCAGGGUCUCCGUCACGAAUUUCUUCAUGGUCGCAGUGCUCUACACGACCCUCGCAUUUGUCGGCGCAAGCCUCUUCGGUCCCAGUGUGAACUCCCAGGUCACGCUCAGCAUGCCGCCGGGGCUGCUGGUCACCAAAGUGGCGCUCUGGGCCACCGUGCUCACGCCGGUCACCAAAUACGCGCUCGAGUUCGCGCCCUUCGCCAUUCAGCUCGAGCACCACCUGCCGGCGACCAUGGGGCCUCGUGCCCGGAUAAUCAUCCGCGGCAGCAUCGGCUCGGCGGGGCUUCUCCUCAUCCUGGCGCUGGCGCUCUCGGUUCCAUAUUUCCAGUACGUGCUCAGCCUCACCGGCUCGCUCAUCAGCGUGGCCAUCUCGGUCAUAUUCCCCUGCGGGUUUUACCUCAAGAUCCGAUGGGGCCGGUUAUCGCGCCCUGUCGUCGUGCUGAAUGCGGCGAUGAUCGCCGUUGGUUUUGUUCUCGCAGUGGUGGGGACCGCUUCGUCGGCUAAGCUGCUAGUGAAAAGUAUACAGAAUGGACAUGUGGCGUAG